Pieris macdunnoughi is the source of this 858-nucleotide messenger RNA. NCBI's taxonomy places the organism in Eukaryota, Metazoa, Arthropoda, Insecta, Lepidoptera, Pieridae. The record is from the annotation of a GenBank genome assembly.
AUGCAUUUUAAUCGCCAUAGCCAAGAUAAUUCCGGAGACCUUCAAGCUGAUUCAUCUGAUACUAUAUCAGAGACACUUCUCCCACCAUCAAAUCUAAGGAGACGAUCCAGCAAUUUAGCAAGAGAACCUGACCACUCCAUUGAAGUUUUUGGUGAUUCCCAGAACUUCUUCCCAUCAUUUGCCAAUCUUUUCGAGCCGAGACAGCAAAAUAACUAUAAAUUGGGUUUCGGCAGCCAAGAAGCAGCUUUCAGCCAGCGUCCAAACUCCUACAGAUCCUUACUGAACUAUCCCCUGUUUGGGGGCUACAGAGCGUUAGAAAACUUCGCCAAGCAAAGUACUCCAGCAGCUGAACCCCUAGUCGAAGCCAGCUCCAGCGUCCUCGGCUCUGGAAACUUUGGCAUCAUCAGAGGAGGAACGUUCUUCGCCCAAAAUGACGAAGACGACUUCAGCGAUAGCCUGUCCUACUACAACAAUGGCCACGGUAGACCGUCACUGAAUCUUGGCUACAUAGCAAAUCCAAGGCCCAAUUACAACCACGACCAGUUCGCUAACUUCAAAGACUUCGCCGAUAUAAACACACCAUCGAAUUCAGACUAUUCUCAUUUCGUUGUAGUGUACGCGAAUAAAAACGCUACACUAGACGAGGUGAGUGAAGAAACAAGACAAGUUGUCUCGAAACCUAAGAAUAUAAUUGAAACAUUGGAACAACUCGACACGACGGCUCCACCAAAAUUAUCUAAAUCGAAAGCGAAAUUGGCAGCGACGAAACAAAAGAUGCAAUCAAAAAAAGAGCAAUGGAAAAAGGCGAAACUUUCGAUAAAACACGACCCAGAGGAACCAUUAUUAGCGUUAAGUUAA